CAUUAGCGUCUUGUAAUCCGAACUGACUUCGGAGAUAGUUUUAAUAUGAUUUUUGAGUGACAAGCUGGCCCGACGCUUUACUUCCAAAAUUUAAUAGCAAGCGAGGUACUUUCAGAAUCUACAAAUCAAAAUGAGUUUAAAGAAAAAAGUGUGUGGUUUAUGGUGCAAGCACAAGCCAUCGGCAAAUCAGAAAUCAUUGGCCAUAGCCUUCGUACCAUCAGCCGCCACCUUUGGGCUGGCUGCAGCUUUGGCUGUUGUUUAUUAUACGGAUUGGAAAGUAAUUGCCGGAUGGAUUCCCCUAUACAAUACCAAGUUUCCUAAGCCCGAAGACCCAAAGAAAAAGAAGAAAUAGGAAAUGCAUCACUUAUUUUUAGUCUCUAUGGCUGAACAAAAUCGUACUCUCAAAGAUCGUGCUUUUUACGGAAAAUUAUUCAAAUAAACUGACUGGUAUUCAAUGUUUUCUAUGUA
Drosophila erecta is the source of this 468-nucleotide messenger RNA. It is a transcript of the gene UQCR-6.4L, whose product is annotated as cytochrome b-c1 complex subunit 10. Lineage: Eukaryota; Metazoa; Arthropoda; Insecta; Diptera; Drosophilidae. The transcript has 2 exons. Gene Ontology annotation, biological process: mitochondrial electron transport, ubiquinol to cytochrome c. The record is from RefSeq and is a predicted model, not a curated record. The coding region runs from base 131 to 352 and encodes 73 amino acids. Gene Ontology annotation, cellular component: mitochondrial inner membrane.